AUGUCGUCCAUGAGAGCGGCUCGCUUCUACGGCAACAGGGACAUUCGCGUCGAGGACGUACCCGUCCCUGAACCAGGUCCAGGGGAAUGUCUUGUCGAGGUCGAGUGGUGUGGAAUCUGCGGGAGUGAUCUUCACGAGUAUGCCGCCGGUCCCGUGUUGAUGCGCACGACCGAUCCUGAGACCGGCAAGCCCAGGCCGAUCAUCUUCGGCCACGAGUUCUGCGGACGGCUCAAAUCCGUCCCCGAAGGAUCGAAACUGCAAGUCGGCCAGGCUGUCAUGGUCGACCCUCACUGCAUAUGUCGGACUUGCCUUUGCUGCACUGCAGGGAACGAUCACAUCUGCCAGAAACUCGCCUUCUUGGGCGGAAGCAGUGGCAAGGGCGGCGGUCUCUCCGAGUACGCUACCGUCGAAGAGACCCAUUGUCUUCCGUUGCCCGAGAAUGUAAGCUUGGAGAACGCCGCGGUGAUUGAGCCCUUGGUCGUCUGUCACCAUGCGGCCAAGGCGUCCGGGUUGAACUUGGCAGGGUUGGACGUGCUGAUUCUUGGGGGAGGACCCGUUGGCGCUGCCUUGAUCUCCGUCCUGAGAGCACACCGAGUCGGGAAGAUCAUCCUGAGCGAGCCCACGGCCAAGAGGAAGGAGCAAGCCAAGGACGUAGUCGACAGGGUCAUUGACCCGAGAACGGAGAAGGUAGGAGACGUGUGUCGAGAGCUGACGGGCGGUAAAGGCGUGGACGUCGUGUUUGACUGUGCCGGCGUUCAACCCGCGUUGGAAGCUGGCUUUGACGCGAUAAAGUCGACGGGCACGUUUGUCAAUGUCGCCGUGUGGGAGAAACCGAUCCAGAUCCAGUUCCUGCCGUUCUUCUUCAAGGAGGUCAAGAUCAUGAGCUCGUGCUGCUACAAUGAGCAGGAUUUCAAGGAAGUCAUGGAGUUGAUGGCCAAAGGCAAGUAUCCCAACCGCAUCUCCCUGGAAGACACUGGCCCGAAGGGCUUCGAGGAACUGGUCAACAACAAAGACGACCAGAUCAAGAUCCUGAUCUCGCCCAAGAUAGCCAAAUGA
This is a messenger RNA of Cladophialophora psammophila CBS 110553, 1056 nucleotides long. RefSeq lists its product as uncharacterized. The record is from RefSeq and is a predicted model, not a curated record. Lineage: Eukaryota; Fungi; Ascomycota; Eurotiomycetes; Chaetothyriales; Herpotrichiellaceae. The coding region runs from base 1 to 1056 and encodes 351 amino acids. Gene Ontology annotation, molecular function: oxidoreductase activity. The transcript has 4 exons.